AUGUCAAAAGAAUCACCAGAAGAUCAAGAAACAAGGCUAAAGAACCUUUAUAAAACAAUCGAUAUACAUGGUACUGGGAGAGUCGAUCUAUCGACUCUAAAUGAUGCUUUCAAUAAAUCAGACCAUCCAUUAAAGAAUACACCAGGUGCUAUAGAAACUUUAUUCAAAUCUUUAGAUUCAAAUAAAGAUGAUGUGAUAGAUUUCCAAGAGUUUAAGACAUACAUUUUAAAAGCAGAAUUGCAAAUUUCUGAAGGUUUUGCUAAAUUAGAUAAAGAUAAAGAUGGGAAAAUUUUUUCUCAUGAUUUGAAUUCAUAUUUAAAAUUAAAUAAAGAUGAAAAUUUAAAAGAUUUCCAAAGUUUUAUAAAGUUAUUACAAGAUGACAAUUCAAAAUCUGCAAGCUAUAUCACUUAUGAUCAAUGGAGAAACUUCUUAUUAUUUGUUCCAAGAUUGAACGGCUCAAGAUUAAGAACUGCUUAUGAAUUUUUAAAUAACAAUGAUGUGGAUUUAAAUUCUGAAGGUGAUGUUACCGUGUCAAAUGAAAUUUUAAAAGGUUUAGGGUUUUUCCUUGCCGGUGGGUUAAGUGGUGUUGUUUCAAGAACUUGUACAGCACCUUUUGAUCGUAUAAAAGUUUUCCUUAUUGCAAGAACAGAUCUUUCUUCAACUUUGUUGCAUAAAAGAGCUGCAUUGGCAAGUAAAGCUGGUGAGAUCCCAUUGGAUAAGAUCAAAUCUCCAUUGAUAAAAGCUGCAACAACGCUAUAUAGACAAGGUGGGUUAAGAGCUUUUUACGUCGGUAAUGGAUUAAAUGUUGCAAAAGUUUUCCCUGAGUCUGCAAUGAAAUUUGGUUCUUUUGAAGCUGCGAAAAAAUUAAUGUCAAGAUUAGAAGGUGUUCAAGAUACUUCUGAAUUAUCAAGAUUUUCCACUUAUAUAGCUGGUGGUCUUGGUGGUGUUGUUUCUCAGUUCACUGUUUAUCCAGUUGAUACUUUAAAAUAUAGAGUUCAAUGUGCUCCUCUUGAUAAUAAAAUUCAUGGGAAUAGAUUAUUAGUGGAAACUGCUAAACAAAUGUACAAAGAAGGUGGACUGAAAUUAUUCUAUAGAGGUGUUUUCGUUGGUGUUACAGGUAUUUUCCCUUAUGCUGCUUUAGAUUUAGGUACUUUCUCUGCAAUGAAAAAAUGGUACAUAAAUAGAGAAGCCAAGAUUAAAAAUUGUUCAACUGAUGAUAUUAUUAUGAGUAACUUUAUUGUCUUACCAAUGGGUGCAUUUUCAGGUACUGUUGGUGCUACUGUUGUUUAUCCAAUCAAUUUAUUAAGAACAAGAUUACAAGCACAGGGAACUUUUGCGCAUCCAUAUAGAUAUGAUGGGUUCAAAGAUGUUUUGAAACAAACUGUUCAAAGAGAAGGUUAUCCUGGUUUAUUUAAAGGUUUAGUUCCAAAUUUAGCUAAAGUUUGUCCUGCUGUUUCUAUAAGUUAUUUGAUGUAUGAAAAUUUGAAAAGAUUUUUGUCAUUAGAAUAA
Molecule: messenger RNA, 1509 nt
Organism: Hansenula anomala
Lineage: Eukaryota; Fungi; Ascomycota; Saccharomycetes; Phaffomycetales; Wickerhamomycetaceae
Gene: SAL1
Product: Ca(2+)-binding ATP:ADP antiporter SAL1
Exons: 1
Coding region: 1-1509 (502 amino acids)
Biological process (GO): transmembrane transport
Molecular function (GO): calcium ion binding; ATP transmembrane transporter activity
Source: RefSeq, a predicted model, not a curated record